AUGGCAUCCUCCAGUACCAUCUUCAAAUAUCCUCCUCGCCUCUAUGACGAAGGAAAAUCUAUUUUGCAACAUCAUAGCAUGAACCACAACUGUUAUUUGUCGAAAAUUGGGCUCAUUCGAGAAGGAUUAGGUCAGGACGUCUGGGACAAAUUGAAGGAAUCAUCUCUUGGUGUAUUUAUAAAGCUUGCUGAUGCGGAAUACACAUGGGCUGCAAAGAAGGUUCACUUUAUCCUCACAAAUCAGCUGCGAGUAAACAACUUGCAUGAGAUUUGGUCUUUGAUUGAUGGUAGACCAAUCCGAUUCUCUUUAAAUGAGUUUGCGGAUAUAACAAGCCUAAACUGUGGUGUUAUUGAGCCGUCAGACAUUUGCCAAGCUGAUCACAGUGAGCUUUGGGAAGCAAUGAAAGUGGGAACCUCUGACGGAAACACCAUGGAUAGUGACCAAGAAAGAAAGAAAAUUGCUGCAAGAAACGCUGCACGUGGUUUUGCUAUUAUCAACAAGAGGAUUCCAGCCUCUGCUUGGACCGGUCAUGCCAAUUUCGUGAGAGAAGAUAGGCCAGAACAUGAAGGAGGAGGCUCCUCGAGCUCAAGAACUGACGAUGCUGAACGUCUUGCUAGAAGGAGAAGAGAGAUAAGCCGUGGAAUAGGAGAGGAUUAUGGGAUGAGAAGACCUACAUUGACGGGUGUUCGACUACUCGAUUGGCAGUCAACUCGGAAAGGUAUAAAGUUAAAAGAAUUCCUCAUAAAGGAGAAGACUAAGCAUGGUCAGAUGCGUGUAAGGCACAUGAUUCCUGUUUCAGAGGAUAACAUGUACCCUAAAUGGGGAGAUGCGGAUGCUGAUGCGAAUAAGGAUCAAUUACUAGACAACCUGAUUAAAGAUAUCAUCAAUAACCAGUUACCUUUGAAUGCUUGGGAUGGUGUGGGCUCUGUUGUUGUGGCAAACAAGAAUGUGGCAAAGAAGAAAAGAAAAUUAAACAUUGAAGCUGAGGUGGAGAGUAGUAUCAAGUGCCAGAAAAACAAAAUGAAAGUGGCUGUCCAUAUUGCAGAGGAAGAUGAAAAAAUCCCAAAUAAGAAGCAGAAAACAUCGAAAGAAUAUGUGGAGGUAUAUUGGUCACAAAUCUCUUUUUAA
This is a messenger RNA of Arabidopsis lyrata subsp. lyrata, 1128 nucleotides long. RefSeq lists its product as uncharacterized. The record is from RefSeq and is a predicted model, not a curated record. Lineage: Eukaryota; Viridiplantae; Streptophyta; Magnoliopsida; Brassicales; Brassicaceae. The transcript is spliced from 4 exons. Bases 1 to 1128 code for a protein of 375 amino acids.